GCUGAAUAAUUGUGAGCUGACAGAGAAAAGCUGUUCAGUUCUAGCUACUGUUCUCUCCUCCAAAACCAUCCUGAAAGAGAUGAACCUGAACAACAGUCAUCUGCUGGAUUCAGGAGUCAAAGAGAUCUGUGAGGGACUGAAGAAUCCUGUGUGUGAGCUGAAGAUACUGAAUCUGUGUAGAUGCAGAAUUACAGAGGAACAGCGUCUCAUCCUGACUUCAGCUCUGAAAUCAAACCCAUCACACCUGAGAGAACUGGACCUGAGCAGGAAUAAACUAGGAGACUCUGGAGUGAAAAACCUCAGUGAUCUACUGAUGAACACACAAUUCAAGCUGGAGAAACUAGUUCUGUAUGAUUGCAGUAUUACAGAGGAACAGUGUCUCAUCCUGACUUCAGCUCUGAAAUCAAACCCAUCACACCUGAGAGAACUGAACCUGAGCAGGAAUAAACUAGGAGACUCUGGAGUGAAAAACCUCAGUGAUCUACUGAUGAACACACAAUUCAAGCUGGAGAAACUAGAUCUGUGGGAUUGCAGUAUUAUAGAGAAACAGUGUCUCAUCCUGACUUCAGCUCUGAAAUCAAACCCAUCACACCUGAGAGAACUGAACCUGAGAGGGAAUCAAAUAAGAAACACAGGAGUGAAUCACUUAUGUGACGUACUGAAGGAUUCACACUGUAAACUGGAGAGAUUGAGUCUUUCUUACUGUGGAAUUACAGAUGUUUCUUCUUUAACUCAGUCUUUGACAAACACAAAAGCACUGCAGUUUCUAAAAGAGCUUGAUCUGAGUAUCAAUAUGAUUGGAGACUCAAAGCAGCAGCUCAUUGAUGUGCUACGAGACUCAAACUGUAAACUGAGUGUAGAUACAGAUUUCUGGUAGUUCAACUGCAAGAAAUACCUGGAGUUCAAUCACCAAAAGAUGAUAAAUGCUGUAUAUCAUAAUGAAGUGGUCUUGAGAGGAGCAGUAAACAUCAGGUGAGGAUCCACAGAAGAGCUUCACUACUGUGUCUAUGAGGAGAAAGAAAUGUGUGAUAAAUGUGUGAAUGUGAUCCAUACAGGUGAAGAGACUCAGACUUUACAAUCAAAUAAUGCAGCAUGUGUGUUAGAAACAUGUGAUAUUGAAUGAUUAAUGUUGCUUUAGUAUUCAAGUGAUCAUUUUGUUUAAUUUAAAGCUGGAACAGAGGAGGAAGAAGCUCAGAUGAGUCUGUCUGGCUCUUCAGUUUAAUAAUAUUUGUAUUAAAAUCAUCCAUAAUGAUUCAGAUGUUUAAAUGUGAUUGUCAAGUGCAGCACUUUAAUGUUUAAAAAUGUAUAAAGCAAAUGUACGAUGUGAAAUUCCCAUGUUACUUAAAACAUUUUCAUGAUCUCUCUUAUAUUUUAUACACUUUGUUAUUCUAUUCAAUUUUAUACUAAUUUAGCUAUGUGUCUGUGUUGCUAAUAUACAGAUGCACAAUCACAAAUCCUCUCAUUACAACAAACAAAACAGAAACACAAUGUAAAUAAAAGAUGGAUUGUGCAGUUUUGACAGAUUAAUUGAUUAAAACAGGAGUUUUCACACACAGUGAGUUUGUGCUGAACUGACUGACAGCUUCAGUGAUUAUAAAUGCUGUGCCUUUUACUUGCUGUUUGUGUAAUUUGACACAAUUUAAAGAAAAGUUUUUUUUUUUUUUUUU
Labeo rohita (rohu) is the source of this 1667-nucleotide messenger RNA. Its product is annotated as ribonuclease inhibitor-like. Gene Ontology annotation, molecular function: protein binding. The transcript is spliced from 7 exons. The record is from RefSeq and is a predicted model, not a curated record. NCBI's taxonomy places the organism in Eukaryota, Metazoa, Chordata, Actinopteri, Cypriniformes, Cyprinidae. The annotation marks the transcript as partial.